Molecule: messenger RNA, 1227 nt
Organism: Uloborus diversus
Lineage: Eukaryota; Metazoa; Arthropoda; Arachnida; Araneae; Uloboridae
Exons: 6
Coding region: 214-1227 (337 amino acids)
Source: RefSeq, a predicted model, not a curated record
UCUUGAGUGGCAUCCUGUCUUGCUUUUUUUUUUACAUUGUUCAAUCUGCUCUCCUUGCCGCUUAGAAGUUUCAACAAAAUUUCAUCAAAACAUUUUUUCUCCCAAAAAUUUUAUAUACAAAUGUCAUAAACAGCACAAUCAGGCCUAGCUUGACUUGUAGUCAAAUCAGUCUCCAAUAAAAGUUCAGUAGCUUUCUGAAAGCUAUCUACUCCUAUGCUUAUCCCAACCUCUUCUGGUGAGCUGGUCAAGGUGCCCAAAAUCCUACUCAACUAUCUUAUUGUGGAGUUUCUCCAAGAGAAAACUGUAACAACAGUCCCGUCUUCAUGGGUGAGAAACAACAUGUGUGCGUGGCCCCCGUUUAAAGGUCUGAAAAAAAUAUCGGACCUAGUAAAAGCGGGAGCUGGUCCCGAGCAUUUCUGGGAAAGACUUAAAGUUAGAGUCAUGAAAGGUGUUGAAACGUAUGAGGAAGCCCUAUAUUGGGAGGAAACGGCUUGCUAUAAGUCAGACAUGGGCACAGAAGUGGAGGAGGAGGCCAUUCCUCCCCAAAUGAAGAGGAGGAAUAAAAAUAAGGAGAUUGAAAUGCUGAGCUCCUCCUCAGGAGAUGAGAGCAUGCUCUCGGACUUCCCGGAUUUCCCCAAAAAAAACCUACAACAAACUUCAACGCCUGCUGCAUUGACAAGACCCAGCACGUCGUUUGUCUCAUCGCCGAAUCUAAACGAAGAGAAGAACCGAAUGAGUGGAAUUUUUAUGAAAAAAGUGAUGCGAUUGCUGGAAUCGAUGCAGCAGGACAUUAAGGAAAUUAAAGAGGCUAUGAAAACCCCGAGUGGACCAUUGCCAAGUCUGCCUGUAAGUUGCCCAUCAUUGCCUUGCCAAGAACCUGAGAACCUAGCUGAGCUAGAAACGGUCCUUCAAGAUGAAGCCCUCUUUCACGAAAUAUGCAAUUUUCUGAGUUGUAUAGGAGGCUCAUCUGUGAAGGAUACGACUAGACGUAUUCUAAGUAAGCUCAUCUCCUCUCACCUUGCCCUGAAGUACAAUUGGAAAGGAACAAGAGGGGUAAAGCUUGGAUUUUCCUCUUUUGAGCAAACCAACAAGCUAAUAUUUGGUGCUGUUCGAAACAACUUGGCCUGCUCUAUGGCAACAGAGGUGGAGGUCCAGACUGUAAUCAAGAGAUGGUUAAUGUACGCAAAAGAUAGGGAUGGGGGCAGGAGUGCAAGGGGCGGGAAAUAA